Molecule: messenger RNA, 4089 nt
Organism: Nicotiana tabacum (common tobacco)
Lineage: Eukaryota; Viridiplantae; Streptophyta; Magnoliopsida; Solanales; Solanaceae
Source: RefSeq, a predicted model, not a curated record
UUUUGUUUUGUCCUUAAAUAUAAACACGGGAUACCCCCCUUUUGUAUUUUUCUUGAUUGUCAAUUGCCACAAUCCUAAGUCUUUUACUUUUGUCUAUCUAAUAAAACUGUUCCGUUGAUUUGAAAUCUCAAUCUUUUUCAGCUAAACAACAAUCGUCUCACCCUUUCAUUUCAGUACUUAUAUUAGUACUACUAUCUUUUUCUUUAUUAGAUUCUCUCUCUUUCUUGAAAUUAAUUUAUUAAAUUUUCUUGAGUUGAGGUGCCGUGUUUACAGUGGAAAGUGGGACUCUUGCUUCUCUUGCAAGUGAUGGGGCGUUGAAAAAUCUUACCUUAAAGAAGGUGCUUUCCUCAUUUAUAUCUACUUCUAGUUCUAGGCUUUAAAUUUUGUUACUAUUUAUUUAUUUAUUUCAUUUCUGAUCUGGGGUAUAGGGUUCUUAUUAAUUCAUAUACUAGUACUGAGACUUGCUUUAAUUACAAGUAGUUGGUCGGCCUUUUCUUUGAGAUUUUUGAGGUGUUUUGGGAUGCGCGUUUGAAGUUUCUGCAACUGAGCCUUUCUUCUUCUUUUCACAUAACAAGGUGCCCUGCUGUAACGGUUAAGUCAUCUUGAUUUUUCAGUCUUGGGAUCUGGUUUUGAUUUGGGUGCUAGGGAUCUGGAAAAAGGUCUUUUCUUGGUGCUAAAUUGCUUCAGUUGCCAGCGGAGUUACUAGUGCUGCUGUUUUUGGGAUAUAAGGGUGGAAACUUUCUUCAUUUGAAACUGUUUUUAGGUGUGGCGAGCUGUAAAAUUUAUGAUAAAUGGUGGUGGGAAUCUUGAUUUGAACUGUUUAUGUAUAAUUCUUCUAUGUAUUCAGCAAUGAGUUUCCUGAAUUGGGUAUUCUUGGCUUAUCUUUUCUGUACAUGUUUGAGUCUUGAAACCCCAGUUCAAAACUGUCAUCCAAUUGAUUUAUUGGCAUUGAAGGAAUUUGCUGGCAACCUAACAGAAGGGUCUAUUUUAUCAGCUUGGUCUCAUGAAUCCAGUUGCUGUAAAUGGAAAGGGGUUGUCUGUGGAAAUGGUUCAGCUCAAAGUAGAGUGAUCAUGUUAAAUUUGUCAAGAAAAGGGUUGAGAGGUGUGAUUUCACAGUCCUUGGAAAAAUUGGAUCAGUUGAAAUUGCUCGAUCUUUCGCAUAAUCACCUUGAAGGUGGAUUGCCAUUGGACCUCUCCAAAUUGAAGCAAUUGGAAGUUCUUGAUUUGAGCCAUAAUGUGUUAAUUGGACCAGUAUUGAGGGCAUUUACUGGAUUGGAAUCAAUCCAGUCUCUCAAUAUAUCUAGCAAUUCGUUUACUGGAAAUUUCAGUGAGUUUGGUGAAUUCCCUAACCUUGUUGCAUUGAAUGUAAGCAACAACUCUUUUACUGGUGGUUUCAGGUUUGAAACUUGUUGCUUCAGCAAGAAGAUUAGGGUGUUGGAUAUAUCACUCAAUCAUCUCACUGGUGAUCUUGGAAGCUUGGGAAAUUGCAGUUCUUCACUCCAACAGCUGCAUGUAGAUUUCAAUAAUCUCGGUGGUCACCUUCCGGACUCGUUGUAUUCAAUGACAUCUUUGGAGCAACUUUCACUCUCUGCCAAUAAUUUCUCUGGCCUGCUAAGCCCACAGCUUAGUAAGCUUUCCAAACUGAAAUCCUUAGUUUUAUCUGGUAACCACUUUCAUGGUUUGCUCCCUAAUGUGUUUGGGAAUUUGACACAGUUAGAGCAGUUAGCUGCACAUUCUAAUAGGUUUUCUGGGCCAUUGCCGGCUACGCUUUCGCAUCUUUCUGUUCUUAGGGUGCUUGAUCUUAGGAAUAAUUCUUUGUCUGGUCCUGUUGAUCUUGAUUUUACUAGAUUGACAAGUCUGUGUACUCUUGACCUUGCAACUAACCGUUUCAUAGGUAACCUUCCUGUCUCGCUCUCUAGUUGUCAGGAGUUGAAAAUUUUGAGUCUUGCCAAAAACGAAUUUACCGGGCAAAUUCCUAAGAACUAUGCAAACCUUUCAUCUCUUGUGUUCCUCUCGUUGUCCAAUAAUACCCUUUCCAAUUUAUCUGGAGCUCUGUCUGUUCUGCAGCACUGCAGAAAUCUUUCAACUCUUAUUCUCACCAGGAACUUCCGUGGCGAAGAGAUUCCCAAAAAUGUGAGCGGGUUUGAAAACCUGAUGAUAUUUGCAUUGGGGAACUGCGGUUUGGAUGGGCAAAUUCCGACGUGGUUAUACAAUUGCAGUAAAUUGCAAGUGCUUGACUUGUCGUGGAAUGAUUUGGAUGGCAAUAUUCCUCCUUGGAUUGGCGAAAUGGAAAAUUUGUUUUACUUGGAUUUCUCAAACAAUUCACUCACAGGUGAAAUCCCGAAAAGUUUAACUGGUCUAAAGAGCCUCAUUUCCCCUCACAGCUAUGCUUCUAGUCUGAAUUCUCCGACUGGUAUUCCUUUGUUUGUCAAGAGGAAUCAGAGCGGUAGCGGUCUGCAGUACAAUCAGGCGUCAAGCUUCCCUCCGUCUAUCUAUUUGAGUAAUAACAGACUAAACGGGACAAUCUGGCCUGAAAUUGGUCAUCUGAAACAACUUCACGUCUUGGAUCUUAGUAGGAACAACAUUACCGGGACUAUACCUAGCUCAAUUUCAGAUAUGGCGAACCUUGAAGUUUUGGACCUUUCCUCUAAUGAUCUCCAUGGAUCAAUUCCUUCUUCCUUCAACAAGCUCACGUUCCUUUCAAGAUUCAAUGUAGCUAAUAAUCAUUUGCAGGGAGCGAUUCCAACUGGCGGUCAGUUCUUCAGCUUUCCCAGCUCGAGCUUUGAGGGUAAUCCUGGACUUUGUGGAAAAAUUAUUUCUCCUUGUACUGUCAGCAAUUUGGGCGUUCGACCGGCUAUUCCUUCUGCUUCUAGUAAUAAGCUUGGCAAAAGUGGAAUUCUUGGAAUUACAAUCAGCAUAGGGAUAGGAAUUGCACUUCUUCUUGCAAUAGUCCUGCUUAAAAUGUCUAGAAGAGAUGCCGGACACCAGAUUGAGGAUUUCGAGGAAGAUAUUAGCAGACCUUCCCGAUUGUCUGAUGCUUUUGGUCCUUCGAAGUUGGUACUUUUCCAGAAUUCUGAUUGCAAGGAACUGACUGUUGCAGACUUGCUAAAAUCGACGAACAACUUCAACCAGUCAAACAUUGUUGGAUGUGGAGGAUUUGGUCUAGUUUACAAGGCGGAACUACCAAAUGGCAUGAAAACUGCUAUCAAGAGGCUUUCUGGGGAUUGCGGGCAGAUGGAACGUGAAUUCCAAGCUGAAGUGGAAGCCCUCUCAAGAGCUCAGCACAAAAACCUUGUAUCCCUUCAAGGGUACUGUCGGCACGGGAAUGAUAGGUUGCUAAUAUAUUCUUACAUGGAGAAUGGAAGCUUGGACUACUGGCUACAUGAAAGGGUCGAUGGGAACUCAUUAACAUGGGAUGUGAGGUUAAAGAUUGCACAAGGAGCAGCUCGUGGUUUAGCCUAUUUGCAUAAGGAACCAAAUAUAGUCCAUCGCGACAUUAAAACCAGCAACAUUCUUUUGGAUGAGAGAUUUGAAGCGCAUUUAGCUGAUUUUGGACUCUCAAGGUUGCUGCAUCCCUAUGAUACUCAUGUCACGACAGAUCUGGUCGGAACCUUGGGAUACAUUCCUCCCGAGUAUAGUCAAACAUUAACUGCUACUUUUAGGGGCGAUGUUUACAGCUUCGGUGUUGUUCUUCUUGAGCUUUUGACAGGCAAGCGUCCCGUGGAAGUAUGCAGGGGAAAAAGUUGCAGGGAUUUGGUGUCAUGGAUGUAUCAACUGAAAUCUGAGAACAGGGUGGAGGAAAUAUUCGAUACAUCGAUAUGGGAUACAAGUUAUGAGAAGCAGCUUUUGGAGGUGCUAAGUAUAGCUUGUAAAUGUAUAGAUCGUAAUCCGCGGCAGAGGCCCUCGAUUGAUCAAGUGGUUUCAUGGCUUGAGGCAAUUGGAACUGGAAAAGAUAGAUGAAAUUCAUCUACUUUUUCCUUGUAGUCUUAGCUUAUAUUGCUUACAAAAUGAAAAAGAUCAAUGUAAAGCAAACACAAAUUCUAAUUUUAUAGAGUUGGUUAUAAAACUGAUAAAUUGCUUUUUGGUUCA